Messenger RNA from Juglans regia (Persian walnut), 894 nucleotides. RefSeq lists its product as uncharacterized. NCBI's taxonomy places the organism in Eukaryota, Viridiplantae, Streptophyta, Magnoliopsida, Fagales, Juglandaceae. The record is from RefSeq and is a predicted model, not a curated record. The coding region runs from base 1 to 894 and encodes 297 amino acids. The transcript is spliced from 2 exons.
AUGGAUGUUCAUAAUGCUUUCUUGCAUGACGAACUUGAUGAAGAAGUUUACAUGACCCUACCACCCAACUAUUGUAUUAAGGGGGAGACACGCGCUGACCACUCUCUAUUUACCUUGAUUACUGCUACUAAUCUCAUGCUUGUUCUAGUGUAUGCUGAUGACAUCUUGGUCGUCGGUAAUGAUCUCUCUCAGGUCACUUUCUUCAAGAUUGUUAUUUCCACUCACUUCAAAACCAAGGAUCUUGGUCCUCUCAAAUAUUUCCUUGGAUUUGAAGUUGCUCGAUCCUCUUCAGGCAUUUUUCUUAAUCAGCAAAAAUAUGCCCUGGACAUCCUUGCCGAUAAUGGACAACUUGGCUCUCGUCUUGCUUCCUUUCCCAUGGAACAGAACCUGAAGCUCAACAACAUUGAUGGUGAUCUACUUCCUGAUCCUGCUCCUUACAGACGACUAGUUGGACAUCUCAUUUAUCUCACCAUUGCCAGACCUGAUAUAGUCUUUCUAGUGAAUAUUCUCAGCCAGUUCAAGCAUGCUCCACGGAUUCCUCACAUGACAGCUGCCACCCGUGUCCUUCACUACAUUAAAAGUACUCCAAGUCAAGGCAUCUUUUUUUCCUCCUCUACUGAUCUUCACGUUAGUGCUUACACAGACUCUAAUUGGGCCAGCUGCCCUACUACUCGACGCUCUACCACUAGUUUCUUCAUUACUCUUGGAUCUAAUCCUAUUUCGUGGUGCACUAAGAAACAGACUACAAUCGCUCAAUCCUCUACAGAAGCCGAAUACCACGCCAUGGCUAUCACCACCUGUGAACUUGUAUGGUUACAUCACCUUCUCCACGAUCUCAGCAUCUCACACAAAGCUUCCAUGACCCUCUAUUGUGACAAUCAGUUGGCUCUCUAA